UUCAAAAUUCACCCAUUGGACAUGAAAUAAUUCACUGGAAAAUAAGUGGAAAGACAGAGGGGGAAAUCAGCUGCCAGAGCUCAGAAAGUGUCUGAAGUCCGUCGGAAGAAAACAAGGAUUCAUCUCUGGCGUUCAGAACUCAGAGUGAUAUGGCUGGCGUUCUCCGCAAGCUCGCAGCAUGCAUCCCCUGCGUGUGGAUCUUCCUCAUGCUUUUCGACCCCAGCUUGCAAACCGGGGUUGUAACAGGUCACAGAGAGCCCAUUCCCGAUGACAGCAAAGACAACAUCACCAUCUUUACCCGGAUCUUGGACCGCUUGCUGGAUGGUUACGACAACAGAUUGCGUCCCGGACUAGGAGAAAGUGUGACUGAGGUGAGGACAAACAUCUAUGUGACAAGCUUCGGGCCAGUAUCAGACACAGAUAUGGAAUACACGAUUGAUGUGUUCUUCCGGCAAAGUUGGCGGGAUGAGAGGCUGAAGUUUGAUGGGCCUAUGCAGGUUCUUCCACUUAACAACUUGCUCGCCAGCAAGAUCUGGACUCCGGAUACUUUCUUCCACAAUGGCAAGAAGUCAGUAGCCCACAAUAUGACUACACCCAAUAAACUCCUGCGGCUGGUAGACAACGGAACUCUUCUCUACACAAUGAGAUUAACCAUCCAUGCUGAGUGUCCUAUGCAUCUGGAGGAUUUUCCUAUGGAUGCCCAUGCCUGCCCGCUGAAGUUCGGAAGCUAUGCCUACACCAACAAUGAGGUUAUCUAUAUCUGGACAGCAGAUGAUGAGAAAUCUGUUUCUGUGGCUCCUGAUGGCUCUAGACUCAACCAGUAUGACCUGUUGGGCCAUGUCAUUGGCAAAGAGACCAUCAGCUCCAGUACAGGAGAAUAUGUGGUGAUGACAACAUAUUUCCAUUUGAAAAGGAAAAUUGGCUAUUUCGUGAUCCAGACGUAUCUCCCCUGCAUAAUGACCGUCAUUCUGUCUCAGGUCUCCUUUUGGUUGAACCGGGAGUCCGUUCCAGCACGUACCGUCUUCGGUGUCACAACUGUCCUGACCAUGACGACACUGAGCAUAAGCGCCCGGAACUCACUUCCCAAGGUGGCUUAUGCAACAGCUAUGGACUGGUUUAUGGCAGUGUGCUAUGCUUUUGUCUUCUCUGCUCUCAUUGAGUUUGCCACUGUCAACUACUUCACAAAGCGCAGCUGGGCCUGGGAUGGUCAGAAGGAGGCCCAGGAGAUGCGGAGGCGAGAGUCGGCUUCCUUCUCCAAGAAGACCAACAACACUUUCAACAUCGUGGGAACCACCUACAGCAUGAGCGUAGCCAAAGAUCCCGGACUGACAACCGUCUCCAAGAGUGCCACAUCCACGUCCACCCCAUCCCAGCCGGUCCGAGAGAUCCGGCUGCCCAAAAUGGAUGGGGAAUAUGUGCCGGAGGGUGGAAGAAAGUCAUACAAUCGUGUCAGCAAAGUGGACAAGAUCUCUCGUAUCAUCUUUCCAGUGCUCUUCUUCAUCUUCAACCUGGCUUACUGGGCCACUUACGUCAACAGAAAGCCGACCAUCAACCGGUCCAGCCCACAGAAAUGAACAUGGAAACCAGAAACAAAUAAAUAAACUGCCAGUCCAGUCUUAAUCAGUAACAUGAUGCUACUGCUACUGUGUUCAUUUUCAUUUUUUAAGCA
Messenger RNA from Sinocyclocheilus rhinocerous, 1669 nucleotides. Its product is annotated as gamma-aminobutyric acid receptor subunit alpha-3-like. The record is from RefSeq and is a predicted model, not a curated record. Gene Ontology annotation, cellular component: membrane. The coding region runs from base 150 to 1574 and encodes 474 amino acids. Gene Ontology annotation, biological process: monoatomic ion transmembrane transport. Gene Ontology annotation, molecular function: extracellular ligand-gated monoatomic ion channel activity; GABA-A receptor activity. Lineage: Eukaryota; Metazoa; Chordata; Actinopteri; Cypriniformes; Cyprinidae. The transcript is spliced from 10 exons.